CAAAACAGAUAGCCUCCCCUUUCCCCCCAUAAAUUUGUCUGCCCUUCUAGGGAAAAAUGUUUCUUCCCUAGCUGCAACCGUAUCCUCCACGACUGACAUCAAGCAGGGUUCUUUUACUCUUACAUCAUAGUACAACCCGCACCCGCGUUCUCUAUUCGGUUUCACGAUAUAAGACAAUGUUCACCAUGUUGAUGACAUCAACGGCGCAACAGCCACCGCUUUCAUCGUCAGGACGAACAGGCGCCCUAGCGCUAAUGGCGUUUCUCUCCGGGCCGAUCAGUGUAACUCCGGGCAGAAGUACAACCGCACCACCAGUGAAGACUAGGACCAACAAUGCUAGCAGUGGCGCAGCUACAAGUUUGCGUCUGACCAAACAAGCUGUUCCCCCAGCGAGAAACAAAGCCAGAGCGCCAGAGCCACAAGAACCCGCGGCGAGUUCUUCCUUGCAGAUCGAGAAUAAAGCAGGAGUUCUGGAACGGCGUGGACGGCGAGAGACUACUACUAACGCUCAAAGACGGGGAACUGCUCACGCAACAGCAGCAACAGGACGUCGAGCCACCACUGCAGCAGAACAACAUCUUUCGAGCCUGACCUCCGCAAGUCGUUCGAGAGGCAAAAAAGGCGCGGAGGCCGGGACCGACGCGCACGGGAACCCCUGCAGUGGCUGGGGGCACAGCUGCGCGGACACUCCGAACUGCUGCGACGCGGAUCGGGCGUGCUAUCCGGACAAGCUUUCAAACACCGCCUGGUGCCUGAUUCGGCCAGAUUCGGGCGUGGCGGGAGAGCAGGGGGUGUGCGACAGCAGCAAAUUUGAAUGUGCUGCCCCGCUCUCGUCGAACACCGUCCCGCCGAGCAACUCGCAGACGAGCACGGCGCCACCGACGACUGAGCAGCCUGAAUUCAGUGGCGGAGGUGAUCCAGAAAAAAUGCAGGUGGCUGGUCUUGGCAGGUCGGGCGGCUCCGACAAUACGGGAGGACAAGAACAGCACCACGAGGACGGCUCUCAAGAGGGCGGGGAUGGCUCCGGCACCGGCUCGGCUCAGCCCCCGCCGAUCCCAGGAGAGGUCGGAGGCGGCGGGGACGGCGAACAGCCUGGUGGGUGCUGCAGCGAUAUCGAGAAAAGGGUCGCCGCCCGGCCGCUCGCCGACACUGCUUUGCCAGUGUCGCCCGAACAAGAUACUGGAUCAAGCGGGACGAACACCGCGGGUCACUCCUUUUUGGAGACAGGAAGAACAAUGCCUAAAGCGGGGUCGCGUGGCACUUUGCUGCAGGAGGAGGAACAACCUUCUGUGCUACACGGCAUUGAUAACCAUCUAGCAUGGGACAAGGUUGAGAAGAAAGGGGCAAAAACGGAAGUCAGUGGAGGAGAUAAGCAGCUGCUCCUUUUAGAAACAAAGGGCAGGAGAUCAACGCAGGGAGCAGCCAGCUCGCUCAGCACUAGUACUAGAGGACAUGACGACCGAGCGGUUAAUACCGAAGACAAAUCGAGCAGCAUGUUGGACUUCGCCAACGCAACCCUACCGCUUCCCACUUCUAGCAGCAUCUUUCUUGCAGCUCAGGACAUCAACGCGGCGGAGCAGGAGGAGCAAAGAACUUUGGUUACUACAUCCCCUGCUCGAGAAGGAGUCCAGGACACACAGCAAACCUCCUUCGCUUCAACAGCAUCGGAGUCGCUGCAUUCAGAAACCUCCGAGGUGAAGGCACUUACAUUCGCCACCCUACGCGGAGGCUGGAACCACUGGGGCGAAUGCCGGUUAGGUCAUGAGCGAUGUGGUUAUAACUACCAAGCCCGCAACUGUUGCGAUGGGGACCGCAAGUGCUACGCGAAAAAGGACGGCUGGGCGAGUUGCCUCGUCAGCUGCCAUUACUCGGACUGGCACUGUAACCAGAACCUCUGGUUUUGGCCGCCGCACCCCCAACCUCAGCCACAACCGCAGCCACAACCGCAGCCCCAACCGCAGCCCGCCCCCGUGCCCAGCACAACUCCGACCCCACCCAGCACAACACCGGCCCCAGUGCCCAGCUCCAGCACAACUCCGACCCCACCCAGCACAACACCAGCCCCAGUGCCCAGCUCCAGCACAACUGCAGACCCCGGGCAAGGCGAUCCCACAACAACCACGCCCAUGAUUCACAGCUGCGCCACGAAUGUGGAGGACUGCAAAAUCAAGGCAGAGGUGACGGCCUACCCGUGCUGCGACGAUAACCGAAAGUGCUUCGAAAAGAACGAACAAGAGGGGGGGCGGUGCCUCCUGUCCUGCAACCCGCAGGGCCCUGAAUCCGACUACACCUGCACGCCCAUCGGGGAUCACAACACCCCUCUGCAGUCCUUCAACCCCAUGCUCCCGUCGUUGCGACAGCAGGAAGGUCCGCCCCCCAGUGUCCCAACGUCGCAUAAGGAGGAGCAAGGGGAAGAAGUAGUGGCGUUCAACAGCACCGACGACCACACCGUGCUUGUCCCUGAGCAGGAGGGAGACGAAAACGCGUCUUCUUCGUGCUGCAGCGGCGAGAACGCAGAAGUCGCCAGACCGCUGGAUGGUACUAGCGCCAUCGGUGAGAGACCCCCGGUGGUGCACGGGGACCUGCGCGAGUACCGCCGGACAGCCGAGCCUCUGGGGGAGUCGCUGCACUGGUGGUGGGCCACGGUGCCCAUCCCACCGGAGGAGGAAAUCCAAUCUUUUCUGGAGAUGAACAAAUCUUCAACGCGGAUGUUGAAAUCCGGUACAUCAGACGAACCUUCAGAAGAUUCCGCACGGCCAGAAGCCCGGUUCUUGUCGACGGAUGAAGUCAACAUCUCGCUGUACACGGAUGGUACUCUUCAUGCGCCGGAACGGGGUCGUGGCGUGGUCGCAGCUUCAUCAACAAAAGCGAAGGACGCCGCGCUUGACGAGCGAAGUGCCAAGAAAAUGCGAGAGGUGCUGGAGAAUGAAAACCUUCCGGAACAAGUAGACGGUGCCGGCGAUUCGACGAGAGUAGUGGUCUGAGAACGAUGACCUAUCUGCAUUUGCUGACUAAGCUGUUUCUGUUUGAUAUUACUCGUUCUUAUCACGCAUAUAGUACGUAUUUUGAUACUUCUACUGGUGUUGUACUAGAAAUAUUUUUUUUUUUCCCAUCAGAUUCAGAACUUUCUCGUUAACCAUUUUAGAAAUUCACGCUAUUUUUGUCACCUACCUGUAGCCCCAAUUAAUUUUCCCUUGCCGAUGAUAUAUUUAUCAGCUUUCGAUCAAACUACGAAGAGGAAAAACCAACUCCCCUUUAGAUCCCCAAAAGCACGUUAGUACACACUGACUCUAACGCAGUUUCUGUUUCCCCCAGCUACGUUGCGCUACUGAAACUAGUAGGUACUUCGUUUGGAUUUUGCAUUGCAAAUCAUUUUACUAUGUAAGUACUCGAACUAUAGACAAAAAAAACAAUGCUGUGUUGAUGAGGCGAGCG
Messenger RNA from Amoebophrya sp. A120, 3435 nucleotides. The record is from the annotation of a GenBank genome assembly. Lineage: Eukaryota; Dinophyceae; Syndiniales; Amoebophryaceae.